Plenodomus lingam JN3 is the source of this 150-nucleotide messenger RNA. NCBI's taxonomy places the organism in Eukaryota, Fungi, Ascomycota, Dothideomycetes, Pleosporales, Leptosphaeriaceae. The record is from RefSeq and is a predicted model, not a curated record.
AUGGGCGUCUUGGGAUUACAAUGUGUCUGGGUGGAGGAGCGCAUGAGUGCGCCACUUAGGUAUGAACACGCAAUAAGCUGGAUUGGAGACGCACCUACGGGUCCGCGGUCCAAAGUAUGGAAUAUGCCCUGCCUCGACGUACAUUCGUAA